GCUAGGAUCGGACUCGAAAUUUCUGGGCAUCGCCGCGUCACUGCCGAAUGGUCUCCAGAAAGUUCCGUCCUACCGCCUAUAAAUGCGGCUAUCCGUCAGACGGAGGGGAGGGAGCGUUCAAACGCUGCAGCGGGCCGAGGCUCGUAUACAGCGGCUUUAAGGCUGGUACGGCCGCCGGACCGACAGAAACCGAAAACAUCGGUCAGCGACUGGGGGAUUAAAACAUUUUAUUGUUAUAAGCCACUUUACUCGUCAGAUCUGAGCAGGAUAAGCUGUCAGGAUGGUUAAAGAAACAGGUUUCUACGACGUCUUGGGCGUCCGGCCCACAUCGUCCGCGGAGGAGAUAAAGAAGGCGUACAGAAAGCUGGCGCUGAAAUAUCACCCGGACAAGAACCCGAACGAGGGCGAGAAGUUUAAGCUCAUAUCUCAAGCCUAUGAGGUCCUGUCAGACCCAAAGAAGAGGGAACUUUAUGACCAAGGAGGAGAGCAGGCCAUUAAGGAGGGAGGUAUGAGUGGAAGUGGAUUUUCUUCACCGAUGGACAUUUUCAACAUGUUUUUUGGUGGCGGUGGCAGAAUGCAGAGAGAGAGGAAAGGCAAAAAUGUAGUUCAUCAGCUGAGUGUUACACUGGAGGAGAUGUACAAUGGUUCAACAAGAAAACUUGGCCUCCAGAAGAAUGUGAUCUGUGAGAAGUGUGAUGGUUAUGGGGGAAAGAAAGGAACUUUGGAGAAGUGUUCAAACUGCAAAGGGAGGGGAGUUCAGAUCCAGGUGCAACAGAUAGGCCCAGGCAUGAUUCAGCAAAUUCAGAGCAUGUGUCCGGAUUGCCAGGGUCAGGGGGAAAGAUUCAACUCCAAAGAUCGCUGUAAAAACUGCAAUGGGCAGAAAGUGGAGCGCAAGAAAAAGCUCCUUGAAGUCCACAUCGACAAAGGCAUGAAGGAUGGCCAGAAGAUCACAUUUUAUGGAGAAGGUGACCAGGAACCAGGUCUGGAACCUGGUGAUGUAAUUAUUGUCCUUGAUCAGAAUGAGCACCCUGUCUUCCAGAGGCAACAUGAUAACAUCAUUAUGAAGAUGGAGAUCAAGUUGGUAGAAGCACUCUGUGGGUUUAAGAGAACCAUCACCACUCUAGAUAAUAGAGUACUUAUGAUCAGCUCACCACCAGGAAAUGUUGUGAAACACAAUGACAUAAAAUGCAUUCAAAAUGAAGGCAUGCCUAUCUACAAAGAUCCGUGUGAGAGGGGGCAGCUCAUCAUCCAGUUCAUUGUGGAAUUUCCAGAAAAUGGUUGGAUCUCUAGAAGUAUGUUACCCGACUUGGAAGCUCUGCUGCCUCUUAGAGAAGAGCUCAUCAUUUCUGAUGAUGCAGAAGAGGUGGAUCUCUGUGAUACAGACCUCAGCUCCCAACAGCAUGUUCACAGGGGGGAGUCUUAUGAAGAGGAUGAAGGGCCUAGGGGUGGAGUGCAGUGCCAUACUCAGUGAUGGGGACCUUUGUGGCUCUGACACUAAGUGAAGUAUGAAUGCAUGAAACUGUUGUGUUUAUGCACCUUUUGUAUAACCCUGAUUGAGGGAUCUUGUCAGUAAAUACAAAAACCUGCACAUUUACCUGUUCAUCUUAUUGUCACAAAGACUGGAAUAAUGUUCUUUCUGUGAAGGUGAGUUUAUCACUGUAAGAAUACCUGUUAAGUAAAGAUUGGUGAGUUUUUGUAAUAGUUUGAAACUUGUAAUAUUUUGGCCAGUACUUGUUCUUUAUCUAUGUAACCUUGUUUAUUCCCUUGAACCACAAAAUUAGAUAAAACCUAUUGAAAUAUACCUGCUCAUG
This is a messenger RNA of Brienomyrus brachyistius, 1811 nucleotides long. RefSeq names its product DnaJ heat shock protein family (Hsp40) member A (gene dnaja). The record is from RefSeq and is a predicted model, not a curated record. The transcript is spliced from 8 exons. Gene Ontology annotation, biological process: response to heat; protein refolding. Lineage: Eukaryota; Metazoa; Chordata; Actinopteri; Osteoglossiformes; Mormyridae. Gene Ontology annotation, cellular component: cytosol; cytoplasm. Bases 281 to 1471 code for a protein of 396 amino acids. Gene Ontology annotation, molecular function: Hsp70 protein binding; ATP binding.